This is a messenger RNA of Toxoplasma gondii ME49, 3356 nucleotides long. RefSeq lists its product as hypothetical. The record is from RefSeq and is a predicted model, not a curated record. The transcript has a single exon. NCBI's taxonomy places the organism in Eukaryota, Apicomplexa, Conoidasida, Eucoccidiorida, Sarcocystidae. Bases 899 to 2236 code for a protein of 445 amino acids.
CCCAACGCCUUGACCUGGACCUUUUGUUUCUCAUUGAGCUGUGAGUCCAAAAUGGCAACCGUGUCUUCUUCCAAGAGUUGCAUGAGUUUCUUCGCCCCCUCGUGCAUCUGAGGGACGUACUGGAAGAGAAGUCUGGCAUCAACGGGCCUCGACUCCCAGUCCUUUCCAGCGUAAGUGUCCAGCCACUCUUCUAAAACUACACGAAGUCCUGCGAACCGCUUGCCAGCGCCGAUGAGUUGAAUACUGUCUGGGUCAAUGCUACGGCCUUUAUUUGGGCAUGACCGGGUUUUCGCCAAGAAAACAUUCGUCCUCGUCGAACUACUGCCUGCAUCGAUUACAACAAGUGCUUGCAAGGAAUCGUGGCACCGAGUUUCCAGAUUUCGGAGGGUCUGCAGGUGUUUCUUCCCGACAUUAAUCCGCUUUUCAGUGUCAGCGUCCACUCCCCGGAGUGACGAUGAGUCUGUGCCAAGGCUUCCUUGUGGGAGGGACAAACUAACUCCAAACACCAGCAAGAGAGGCACAUACACCGGCAACCACAUGAUGCCUACCUAUAAACGGCAGCUGAUUCGUACGAACACAACAGUAAAGGCAAGACGCGUCGAUCGUCAAAAAAACUGAACAGCAGCUCGAACCUGGUUCUACUGACCGCUUUGGUGACGCGGAAAGUACACUGGAAGCUGCGGUAGAAUGAAAGAGGUACCGGGAUCGACCGGUGCGGCUUCUUUAACCCCAGGUUUCUGUUAUCAUGGGAGCUGCUCCUGGGCUACCCCCAACGUCGCUUCCGCGGGCGCGUCGGUGCCACCCAGCUUUCCCCUCACUCACCCCGCCGCUGCGUUCGCUUUUUGGUGUGUCUCCCGGUCGGGUGUUGCCGACGAUGUAGACGCGCGAUGGGCUCAGUAUGCUUUCAAUUCAACGCUCCUCCGCCGGUCAAGCUGUGCUGCCCUUCGUUUUUUAUAGUAAAAACGUCUUCGGAGCGUUGCAUCUACGACCCCUACACUACUUCACCUCUAGAACGGACGAUUUUUCGUGGCCUACGGAGAAAAUGGCGAAGAUCUCGCGCGUUGGUGGCGGCCGCCGCGCCCUUACCCGGCCCCUGGCGGCGACUCUCGGUUUUUUCCUCCUCUCUCCCGCGAGUUUGACUCAGGUUCUGUUCGGGUCGGAGGCUCCGAACGGAGUUGUGUCAGUUCGUGCAUCAGACGUCAACACCGAGGGAGAUGCCACGGUUGCGAACCCCGAGGAGCGCGGCGAACUGGGGCAGGACUUGCCGAGCGCCGACGACGUGAACGAGGCAGGUGAGUCUGCACAGGACGGUGUCGAGGCCGCAGACCUAGAAGAGGUCGCUGAACUCUUCGGUGGAGAAGGCGGACUGGCGGGUCUUAGUGAUUUCUUUAGAGACGCAGUGGGUUCCAACGAAUUCAACGACACGCUUGAAGCGCUCGCUGAAGGCGUUGGCCUUCCCAAAGAACACCCCUUUACUUCAGAGACUGAGUCUGUCGAGGCUGGGGUUGUUCCGGAACCUGAAUCGGUCGAGGCCGAAGUUGUUCCUGGACAUGAAGGUCUUUCGGAGGCUGACAUUGUUCCGCCCGAAGUUUUUUCUGAGCCUGAAGCUAUUCCGGAGGCUGACAUUGUUCCGCCCGAAGUUUUUUCUGAGCCUGAAGCUAUUCCGGAGGCUGACAUUGUUCCGCCCGAAGUUUUUUCUGAACCUGAAGCUAUUCCGGAGGCUGACAUUGUUCCGCCCGAAGUUUUUUCUGAACCUGAAGCUAUUCCGGAGGCUGACAAUGUUCAGCAUGAAGUUGUUCAGUCACCUGAAACCAUGGGGGUUGAAACCUCACUAUUUGGGAGUGAAGCUGCUGGAGAGCUCCAGGAGCCGGAGUUGGCUGGUGAAACCCGAGUCACGACCGCACUGCCUUUCCUAGAUGACAACAAUUCUCUAACGAUGGACAUGGAGAACGCAGUCGGCAUGGAAGGGGACGCCACCACCAUGGGAGGCCUUGCGAGUUUCGCGACUGAAGAAGCUCACGCGAAACCACAGGAGGACGCGGCUUACGGCAACAAGGCGAGGAUCGCGUCGCAGACGCAGCAACCUGCCAAAGCGUCCCUGAUGAAAAGGAUCGGAGCCACGAUUGCCUCACUCCUCGCUAUGGGGGGUCUGGCGUACGCUGGUCACAAGUAUUUCCGCGGCCAGUCCGCCGCUUCUGGGUCGCAGCAGCCUGCGGCCGGCGACAAGAAGGACUAAUUUUCUCUAGAUCCAAGCCUCGGAACGUUCUACGGGCACAACGCCUCGAUGUUUUUUCAGAAUCCUCGCGCUCACGUAAACAAUAUUGGGUAUGUGGCAGAAGCCCGUGCGGCACUGUCACGUACACAGCACAAGUGGAGAGGCAAAGCAGGCGGAUAGCAUCGGGAAAUUGACAAGCUAGACUCUUUAGUGACGAUGUCCCCGAAUCCCUCCUUUCGUGAAGCUUCCGAGGAUAAGCAGAGAUGCACGAGGUCAGGGCGGCCACUCGACCCUGGGUGCAGAACGCACACACGCAGGCGCCUGUUUCACUGGAACACAGCAUAGAGCUCUAAGCCGACGGUGGAAGUCGGUAGACGUAAACUUGCUAUAUAUGCGUAUGUAUCUCUAUAAAAGUCGUUUAACCCUUUCUUCUGUGGCCACCCUUGUGGACACCGCACGCCUCAAUUCGUUGGUGCUGCGGGGUUUUGUAAUUUGUCCCAGUGACGAUUUUUCAGUGGGCGAACUAUCACGUGGAGAGUCGAUAUUGCCCUUUUGUUACACGUGAGGCUUUUUUUUCAAACAGUCUUCGUCGCCGUGAAUAAAUUGUAAGUCAGGAGUGAAGCGGCAGAUGCUUCGUGUCCAGUCCCGAUGAACUGCUAGGCAUCCCGCUUCUGCAAGACCGACGCUGUUCGCUUCUUGCCACACGGAUGCGGAAGAGUCUUUUCCGGGCAGGUUCGAGCCCGCAGAUAUAGCGCAACUGGACUGCGGUGCGGACAGCCCAUUUUCUGAGAUUUUGACCCUAGUGCUGCGCCUCUGUUAGUACCGGUUCACCUGUAGCUGGGUGGACGCCAGAGAUGGUCUUUCCGAUGGAAGCUGCAGGGUAUGCAUGCUAGACACAGCGAACAACCAGCAUUUGCGAGGAACUCACCGCAUUUCUGUUUGCACCUUCACAUGGCAUACAAGGAGUCACGGCACCACUGGAUGCACCCGGACCCCAUUGGGUUCCGGUCGUAGGUUAGCAUUGAAAACUGAUAGGGCUAAUUAGACACACGUGUGCUUUGCGUCGGUCUUUGCUCUAGUUACCGAAAGGUAAACCCUGUGAAAUACGGACCAGUUAGUAGAAGAAAAGGCAACACACGUG